This is a messenger RNA of Nycticebus coucang (slow loris), 2763 nucleotides long. RefSeq names its product XPA binding protein 2 (gene XAB2). Gene Ontology annotation, biological process: mRNA splicing, via spliceosome; generation of catalytic spliceosome for first transesterification step. Gene Ontology annotation, molecular function: protein binding. The transcript is spliced from 19 exons. The record is from RefSeq and is a predicted model, not a curated record. Lineage: Eukaryota; Metazoa; Chordata; Mammalia; Primates; Lorisidae. Gene Ontology annotation, cellular component: post-mRNA release spliceosomal complex; Prp19 complex; U2-type catalytic step 2 spliceosome. Bases 53 to 2707 code for a protein of 884 amino acids.
UCCUAGACAUCAUAAUUCCGCGACUCUAGCCUGUUCUCCGAGAGCCACGAAAAUGGUGGUAAUGGCGCGGUUAUCGCGGGCCGAGCGGCCGGACCUUGUCUUCGAGGAAGAGGACCUCCCCUAUGAGGAGGAAAUCAUGCGGAAUCAGUUCUCUGUCAAAUGCUGGCUCCGCUACAUCGAGUUCAAGCAGGGUGCCCCAAAGCCUCUGCUCAAUCAGCUAUAUGAGCGGGCACUCAAGCUCCUGCCCUGCAGCUACAAACUCUGGUACCGAUACCUGAAGGCACGCCGGGCACAGGUGAAGCAUCGCUGUGUAACUGACCCGGCCUAUGAAGAUGUCAACAACUGCCACGAGAGGGCCUUUGUGUUCAUGCACAAGGUGGAGGCUGGGCGAGAGGAUGAGGGGAAGUUGGGCUCAGUCCACAGAGGUGGGCCAGACCAGGGGGCCUGGACAAGCAUGGGAAGGAUGCCCCGUCUGUGGCUCGAUUAUUGCCAGUUCCUGAUGGACCAGGGGCGUGUCACACACACCCGCCGCACCUUCGACCGUGCCCUCCGGGCACUGCCUAUCACGCAACACUCUCGCAUCUGGCCCUUGUACCUGCACUUCCUGCGCUCACACCCGCUGCCUGAGACAGCUGUGCGAGGUUACCGGCGCUUUCUCAAGCUGAGUCCUGAGAGUGCAGAGGAAUACAUUGAGUACCUCAAGUCAAGUGACCGGCUGGAUGAAGCUGCACAGCGCCUGGCUACUGUGGUAAACGAUGAGCGCUUUGUGUCCAAGGCCGGCAAGUCCAACUACCAGCUAUGGCAUGAGCUGUGUGACCUCAUUUCCCAGAAUCCAGACAAAGUACAGUCCCUCAACGUGGACGCUAUCAUCCGUGGGGGCCUCACCCGCUUUACUGACCAGCUGGGCAAGCUCUGGUGCUCCCUGGCUGACUACUACAUCCGCAGUGGCCACUUCGAGAAGGCUCGGGAUGUGUACGAAGAGGCCAUCCGGACAGUGAUGACUGUGCGGGACUUCACGCAGGUGUUCGACAGCUACGCCCAGUUUGAGGAGAGCAUGAUUGCCGCUAAGAUGGAGACUGCAUCAGAACUGGGGCGCGAGGAGGAGGAUGAUGUGGAUCUAGAGCUGCGCCUUGCCCGCUUUGAGCAGCUCAUCAGCCGGCGGCCUCUUCUCCUCAACAGCGUCUUGCUGCGCCAGAACCCGCACCAUGUGCACGAGUGGCACAAGCGUGUGGCUCUGCACCAGGGCCGCCCUAGGGAGAUCAUCAACACUUACACAGAGGCUGUGCAGACGGUGGACCCCUUCAAGGCCACAGGCAAGCCCCACACGCUGUGGGUCGCAUUUGCCAAGUUUUAUGAGGAUAAUGGGCAGCUGGACGAUGCCCGCAUCAUCCUAGAGAAGGCCACCAAGGUGAACUUCAAGCAGGUGGACGACCUGGCCAGCGUGUGGUGCCAGUGUGGGGAGCUGGAACUCCGCCAUGAGAACUACGAUGAGGCCUUGCGGCUGCUGAGGAAAGCCACGGUGCUGCCUGCUCGCCGGGCCGAGUACUUUGAUGGCUCGGAGCCCGUGCAGAACCGUGUGUACAAGUCACUGAGGGUAUGGUCAAUGCUCGCUGACCUGGAGGAGAGCCUUGGUACCUUCCAGUCCACCAAGGCCGUGUAUGACCGCAUCCUGGACCUGCGCAUUGCCACACCGCAGAUUGUCAUCAACUAUGCUGUGUUCCUUGAGGAGCACAAGUACUUCGAGGAAAGCUUCAAGGCAUACGAGCGCGGUAUCUCACUGUUUAAGUGGCCCAAUGUGUCAGACAUCUGGAGCACCUACCUGACCAAAUUCAUUGCCCGCUACGGGGGCCGCAAGCUGGAGCGGGCACGGGACCUUUUCGAGCAGGCACUGGAUGGCUGUCCCCCCAAAUAUGCCAAGACCCUGUACCUGCUGUAUGCGCAGCUAGAAGAGGAAUGGGGUCUGGCCCGGCACGCCAUGGCCGUGUAUGAGCGGGCCACACGGGCUGUGGAACCCGCCCAGCAGUAUGACAUGUUUAACAUUUAUAUCAAGCGGGCGGCUGAGAUCUACGGAGUCACCCACACCCGGGGCAUCUACCAGAAGGCCAUCGAGGUGUUGUCGGAUGAGCACGCCCGCGAGAUGUGCCUGCGGUUUGCAGAUAUGGAAUGCAAGCUUGGCGAGAUUGACCGUGCCCGGGCCAUCUAUAGCUUCUGCUCCCAAAUCUGUGAUCCCCGGACGACUGGUGCAUUCUGGCAGACAUGGAAAGACUUUGAGGUGCGGCACGGCAACGAGGAUACCAUCAAGGAGAUGCUGCGUAUCCGCCGCAGCGUGCAGGCCACGUACAACACACAGGUCAACUUUAUGGCCUCACAGAUGCUCAAGGUGUCAGGCAGCGCCACAGGCACUGUGUCUGACCUGGCCCCUGGGCAGAGUGGCAUGGAUGACAUGAAGCUGCUGGAGCAGCGGGCAGAGCAGCUGGCGGCCGAGGCUGAGCGGGACCAGCCUCCACGGGCCCAGAGCAAGAUCCUGUUCGUGAGGAGUGACGCCUCCCGGGAGGAGCUGGCAGAGCUUGCCCAGCAGGCCAACCCUGAGGAAAUCCAGCUGGGCGAGGAUGAGGAUGAAGAUGAGAUGGACCUGGAGCCCAAUGAGGUCCAGCUAGAGCAGCAGAGUGUGCCAGCUGCUGUGUUCGGGAGCCUGAAGGAAGACUGAACCCCAUCCCUUCCCCCGUGACCCUCCCCCCUUCUGCAAUACAGGCUAUGUUUGUA